UUCUCUCCUACUCCUUGCAACCGCUAUGCUGCUGCUGCCGAAGCCCGUAUCGCUGCCGCCGGGGUUCCGCUUCCACCCCACCGACGAGGAGCUCGUCCUCCACUACCUCCGCCGCCAGGUAGACGCUGCCGCUCCCUCCCCUUGGCCCAUCUCUGUCGUCGCCGAGGUCGACAUCUACAAGCACGACCCGUGGGAGCUUCCAGGCAAAGCGACGUACGGGGAGCGGGAGUGGUACUUCAUCACCCCGCGCGGCCGCAAGUACCCGAAUGGAUUCCGGCCGAACCGGGCGGCGGCCUCUGGGUACUGGAAGGCGACCGGGACCGACAAGCCGAUCUACAGAUCAGGCAAGUCGGGGGGCAAGCAGCCACCCAUCGGGGUGAAGAAGGCGCUGGUGUUCUACAGGGGAAAGCCGCCCAGGGGAGCCAAGACUAACUGGAUCAUGCACGAGUACCGCCUCGCCGGUGCACACAGCGCCGAUAGCUACAGGCCUGCGAGACCGAUCACCGACUCCUCCACGAGGCUGGAUGAGUGGGUGCUCUGCCGGAUCUACAGGAAGAACGAUCAUCUCCAAGCGGUGGCUACGUCCACGAAGGAUCGGGAAGGAACACUAAGCACGUAUUUCGACGACGUUGCCAGUUCGUGGAGCUUCAAAGACUACUACUACUCGCUCGUCGGCGAUUCGCCUGAGAAUAUGCAAACGGCGCCGGCGAACAGUCAUAUUAAUGGCAUCACCGACCUGGAUGAUCCACUGCAACAGCCAAUGGAUCUAUCUGCGCUGGCCUCCGACGACACCGAGAGCUUGGUGAAGCGUCAGAGGACGAUGCUGGAAGGGAACUUGAAGUGGCAGAACUGUGAAUAUGGUGGCUACAGUAAUGACUUGGUACGACAGUUGGACUCCAACAGCUCCAGCUUUCUGGAGCCGCACUUUAUAGACAAGCAAUUGCUCCUGAACUCGCACUGGGGACUGCACUAAACAAAAUAUGCGAGCUUCCACUGGAACAGAUCAGGAAUAAUGCUUUGGAAGAGAAACCACUUUUAGAAUAGAGAUAAGAGAAGAGAAACUACUUUUGAGAAACGAUAAUAGAAAAGGCUGUUAUAUAUAUAAUUUAUGGAGA
This is a messenger RNA of Zingiber officinale, 1115 nucleotides long. Its product is annotated as NAC domain-containing protein 2-like. The transcript has 3 exons. The record is from RefSeq and is a predicted model, not a curated record. Gene Ontology annotation, molecular function: DNA binding. The coding region runs from base 26 to 973 and encodes 315 amino acids. Gene Ontology annotation, biological process: regulation of DNA-templated transcription. NCBI's taxonomy places the organism in Eukaryota, Viridiplantae, Streptophyta, Magnoliopsida, Zingiberales, Zingiberaceae.